AUGACAACAAGCCAGACCACAAGGAUCAUUGUAGCACUUCCGGCGGUUCUGGCGGCGGCGGCGGCCAUACUACUGGUCAUCAUCCCGCCGUCGUCGGCGUGGUUCUGGACCUACGAACACGUCCACAUAGUGAACGAGCUGGACGGCGGGAAGACGCUGAUCGCCCACUGUCACUCCUUGCAACACGAUUUGGGUGUCCAAUACGUCAACGCCGGGGAAGAGUACGAGUGGAGGUUCAAGCCACGUGUAUUCAAACGAACCCUCUGGCGCUGCUACUUGGCACCGGACGGUUUUCGCCACGUGGCGUAUGACGUGUACAACGAGUCGAAUCAGGUCGUAGAUUACGAUUUUAACGUGUAUUGGGUUGCGAAGGAAGAUGGGAUAUAUAAUAGAGACCAUGUUAACCGUCAGGAUUUCUUCUCUCAGCCGUGGGACGCCGGACGCCUUCCGAGUUUGAUUGGUUGA
Molecule: messenger RNA, 465 nt
Organism: Linum tenue
Lineage: Eukaryota; Viridiplantae; Streptophyta; Magnoliopsida; Malpighiales; Linaceae
Source: the annotation of a GenBank genome assembly